Molecule: messenger RNA, 321 nt
Organism: Alternaria ethzedia
Lineage: Eukaryota; Fungi; Ascomycota; Dothideomycetes; Pleosporales; Pleosporaceae
Gene: NHP6
Product: Non-histone chromosomal protein 6
Exons: 4
Coding region: 1-321 (106 amino acids)
Source: RefSeq, a predicted model, not a curated record
AUGCCCAAGGAGAAGACCACCCGCAAGGCCGCGCCUAAGUCCAAGGCUGACGGCGGCAAGAAGAAGAAGGACCCCAACGCGCCCAAGCGUGGUCUUUCCGCAUACAUGUUCUUCGCCAACGAGCAGCGCGAGAAGGUCCGUGAGGACAACCCCGGUAUCAAGUUCGGCGAGGUCGGCAAGGUUCUUGGCGAGAAGUGGAAGGCCCUGAACGAGAAGCAGCGCACUCCCUACGAGGCCAAGGCUGCCGCCGAUAAGAAGCGGUACGAGGAGGAGAAGGCCGCCUACCAGAACGCCGAGGAAGAAGAGGAGGAGUCCGAGUAG